AUGACUGACGAGCGCUUUUUCUUCAAUAUAAAAUCAACAGACAGACCAAUCAAGAUUGAAAUAGUCGUUGAAUCAUCAGAUAAGAGCGGAUUAAUUCAAAGAUUAGCUCCAAAGCCUGCUGAGGCAGUCACCACUGUUAAGCCAAAGACCAAGAAGGCUAUCAAGAAACCAACCAAAAAGCGCAGCGAUCAGCCAAAGCAAGAGAAGAGAGUUGCCAAAUCAGCUGAAGACUUGGACGCUGAGAUGGAGGUUAGUUUGUUUUAA
Messenger RNA from Wallemia ichthyophaga EXF-994, 264 nucleotides. RefSeq lists its product as uncharacterized. Lineage: Eukaryota; Fungi; Basidiomycota; Wallemiomycetes; Wallemiales; Wallemiaceae. The record is from RefSeq and is a predicted model, not a curated record. The transcript has 2 exons. The coding region runs from base 1 to 264 and encodes 87 amino acids.